Messenger RNA from Dendrobium catenatum, 1850 nucleotides. RefSeq names its product SWI/SNF complex subunit SWI3C-like. Bases 262 to 1692 code for a protein of 476 amino acids. The record is from RefSeq and is a predicted model, not a curated record. NCBI's taxonomy places the organism in Eukaryota, Viridiplantae, Streptophyta, Magnoliopsida, Asparagales, Orchidaceae. The transcript has 7 exons.
UCCCAGAUUUAAAUUUUGAAGCUUCCAACCUGAUUUGCCUUAAGAUUCGUGCCUGAUCAAGAUAAUUUUUUUAAUGAUAUAUCACUUCUAUUGAUCUACCAUGCUGAUCUAUGCACAUUGAAUUAUAGCGGAAUAGACCUCCGCCUAUGUGCAACGCUACCUAAGCAUUUGAUACAAAAGUUAUUGUUAAUGCAACCAAUUAGUCACUGUUUACUUCCUCAUGUUUUUUUUUUAUAUCACUUUAUUGUUCCUUGAUCUACCAUGCUACUGUUAUUAAUGCAACCAAUUAGUCACUCUGUUUACUUCCUCAUGUUUUUUUUUUCUUAUAUCACUUUAUUGCUCCUUGAUAUAUCACUUCUAUUGAUCUACCAUGCUGAUCUAUGCACAUUGAAUUAUAGCGGAAUAGGUCUCCGCCUAUGUGCAACGCUACCUAAGCAUUUGAUACAAAAGUUAUUGGCAGAAUCAAUCCUAUGCUUAGAUUGCUUCAGUGAUGCAAAAUUUAUCACGGGUCACUCAAGCUUAGAUUUUGUAAGAAUGGACUCCAAGAAAGAUUUUACAGAUGUAGAUGGGGAUAGUUGGACAGAUCAAGAAACUUUAUUGCUCCUUGAGGCUAUAGAGAAAUAUAGUGAUAACUGGAAUGAAAUUGCCAAGCAUGUCGGUACCAAGUCAAAAGCACAAUGCAUUCUUCAUUUUAUUGCUCUUCCUAUGGAGUAUGGAUUGCUUGAAAAUAUUGAUGUUCCAAGAGUAGAUGUUUCUACUGUUUCAUCUGAGGUACAGAAUAAUGGAUUCUCCAGUUCAACUUCUAAAAGUAAUGCGGCAUCUUCAGAACCCGAUUCUGGAGAUCAACUUCCCUUUCUUAGUUCUGCAAACCCUGUUAUGUCCCUGGUUGCUUUUUUGGCUUCAGCGAUUGGACCAAGGGUUGCCGCUUCCUUUGCUAGUGCAGCAUUGUCAGUCAUUACUAAAGAAGAUUCCAGGCUGAAUUCAGAGAGUGUUCGUGAUAUAGUUGGUUCACAGGGAGCUAGUAUAAACUCAGUUAAACAAAAGGAUGAUAAUAUUGAAGAUCAAGCUUCAAAUUCUCUUUCUUGCGAGCAUGUGAGGUAUGCUGCUUUGUGUGGCCUUUCUGCUGCGGCAAUGAAGACAAAACUAUUUUCAGAUCAGGAGGAACGUGAAGUGCAGAGGCUGGCUGCAAAUAUUAUUAGUCACCAGCAGUUAAAGAGAUUGGAGCUGAAGCUAAAACAAUUUGCAGAGGUGGAAACAUUUUUAUUGAAGGAAUGUGAACAGGCGGAGAGAACGAGGCAAAGGAUUUCAGCAGAGCGCGUGCGGCUCAUGUCCGCCUGCUUUGCACCGCCGGGUGCUUCUACACUGGCAGGUUCAUUAGCAGGAUCCACUGGUAUGGCAGGUUCAGUAGCAGCAUCAACUGGGAAUUUAAGCCUCAGACCAACAGCAAUGCCGGUCACCAGCGGGCAGGGAAACCUUACUCCUGUUUAUGGGAACAGUUUGCCCCAUCCUCACUCACAGUUUAUGCAACGACAGCAAAUGUAUUCUUUUGGGCCGAGGCUUCCUCUCUCUGCUAUCCAUCCACCCUCGUCAGGAUCUUCUCAAAAUGCAAUAUUCAAUUCUGGUAUGCCAAACACAUCCACUCAUCAUACCCUCUCUAGAUCAUCUUCUGGUAAUAAUUCAAACAUUGGUUGAGUUAAAAUUUUCAAAAUGGAAGUAUUUGACAAUGUAAUUUAUCGCAUUUCUCACUUUCCUUGUGUUGCAAGUACUGAAUAAAAAUUGAUAAAUCAAUAUUUAGGAUGCUAGAAAUUGCCCAUUUGAAAGCAAGGCCAAUUUCAAGAUCAUUUUGGAUU